Armigeres subalbatus is the source of this 1328-nucleotide messenger RNA. RefSeq names its product RNA-binding protein with serine-rich domain 1-A-like. Gene Ontology annotation, cellular component: ASAP complex; cytoplasm; nucleoplasm. The record is from RefSeq and is a predicted model, not a curated record. Gene Ontology annotation, biological process: mRNA splicing, via spliceosome. Gene Ontology annotation, molecular function: RNA binding. Bases 158 to 1081 code for a protein of 307 amino acids. The transcript has 3 exons. NCBI's taxonomy places the organism in Eukaryota, Metazoa, Arthropoda, Insecta, Diptera, Culicidae.
AAAACGAAAAGAGAACGAAUCUGACGUUGUUUGACAACCGCAAGAAAUCGAAGUGUGAGCAUUUUUUCCUAUUUUCCACCAUUGCCGGAAAAUUUUCCUCUAAUUUGCAGAAAAAGGCGUAGAAUUUUGCAUUCUUAGCAAUUCUCAAUAAGUGAAAAUGGCUCGCUCGAAGAAUCGAUCCGAAUCAGCCGACUCGGACAAGGCUGAGAAAAAACAGCGCGGCCGCGAAAAGGAACGUAAGAAGCGUAAUUCGAGCAGCAGCGACAGCAGUGGAAGUUCCUCGGACAGUAGCUCAUCUCGCAGCAGUUCGGGAUCCCGGUCGAGCUCAUCGAGCAGCAGUUCUUCGUCGUCAAGCUCCUCAUCUUCAUCGAGCAGUGGAGCCGAGCGGUCCCGCGCCAAGCGCAAAACCGUGAGCAGAUCUCGUUCACGUAGUGCCAGUCCGGCAAAGGAAACUGCCAAGGAAGUGAAGGCACCCAGACCGAAAUCCAAGGAACGUAAUGAUCGUCGCAGCACGGAACGCGACAAUGACAAAGAGAACAAACAAGCAAAGGCAACAUCCCCGGAAAGAGGUGCUGUCAAGGACGGACGCAGUCGUAGAUCUCGUUCGGGAUCAUCUAAAAGGCGAAGGAAGGAACGCUCGGUAACACCGAAAGCCACGAGAAUACACGUGGGCCGAUUGACGAGGAACGUUACGAAGGAUCAUGUUACGGAAAUCUUCGGCACUUUCGGAGAGAUACGCUCUGUAGAUUUCCCGGUGGAUCGUUUCCAGUUAUUUGGGCGCGGUUUCUGUUACAUUGAUUAUGCCAACUCGGACGGGGCAGAGAAUGCCAUUAAGCAUAUGGCCGGAGGACAAAUCGAUGGCCAAGAAGUUACGGCCACUGCUAUUCUGGUCCCAAAAAGUCGUCCCCCAAUGCGGCGUCCGUCGCCGAUAAUGCGGAACAAUCGACCGCCACCGCGUUGGCGUGGAUCACCCAGACGCUAUCAGCGUAGAUCUCCGAUAAGGCGCAGCCCAAGACGCAGACGCUCUCGCAGCCCGGUCAGGCGACGCCGCCACAGUAACAGUUCUGAUAGUUCCCGUUAGAGGCGUCUUGGGAUGCGGAUUAUUUACCGGAAUCAUUGUGUGAGCACAGUCUGGUUUGUGAGUGUGUUGAAAUCACUAACGUGAGAAAAUAAUUGAACUUUCUUAGAUGGGUAAGCGAUCCAACAAAAUAUGUCACUAAAGCAGGAGAAAAAUCUGUCACACAUUUGUAGUAAUUCUAUUGAUUUAAGAACACAUUAAUGUAUGGAAACAUUUGAUUUAAUAAAGAAUACUUAAAUUCAAGCUAAAA